Miscanthus lutarioriparius is the source of this 1296-nucleotide messenger RNA. NCBI's taxonomy places the organism in Eukaryota, Viridiplantae, Streptophyta, Magnoliopsida, Poales, Poaceae. The record is from the annotation of a GenBank genome assembly.
AUGAAGGACACGAAGAAGCCCACGCGGACGGCGUCUCGUUUAGGCGGGAGGCUCAUCGGCGUGGCAUCCAUGCUUCUCUUCGUCUCGUUGGGGUUCGUUCUCGGCGUGACCUCCUCCAACGCCAUGUUCAUCCGAUACUACCUCCCUUUCAUGCCACCGUUACGCUCUAGUGCUGCGCCGUCGUCGUCUUCGCCUCCGCCGCUGACGACGCCACCUCCUCCUCCGCCGCCGCCGCCGCCGCAAAACCCGCAGCUUCGGUCGGCGGGCUUCCUUUCCCCGAGCGGCGUCAUGCACAACAUGACCGACGAGGAGCUGUACUGGCGAGCGUCCAUGGCGCCAAUGGUCCGCCGCACGCCGGUCAGCCGCGUGCCCAAGGUGGCUUUCUUGUUUCUGGUCAGAGGGGAGCUGCCGCUCCGGCCUCUGUGGGAGAAGUUCUUCGCGGGUCACGAAGGGCGGUACUCCAUUUACGUGCACGCCCACCCGUCCUACACCGGCUCGCCGCCGACGGACUCCGCGUUCUACGGCCGCUACAUCCCGAGCCAGGUAACCAAGAUCCAGAGCAGUCGAUCUGAAAAAAACAACAAAAUGUACGGAUCAAUCUCGUCCUGCACUGCAUUUGCAACGACGCAACUACACAUUUCAUCAUCUCGGUGGUUUGAUUGCAUUGCAGAUAACGAAAUGGGGCGACGCGAGCCUGGUGGAGGCGGAGCGGCGGCUGCUGGCGAACGCGCUGCUGGACCUGGGCAACGAGCGGUGUACGACUUCCCCACCGUGUACGCCUUCCUGACGGGCUCCGACACCAGCUUCGUGGACUGCUACGAGAACGGCGGCAGCCGGUCGCGGUACCGGCCCUUCUUCGCCACCCGCAACAUCACGCUGGCGCGGUGGCGCAAGGGCGCGCAGUGGUUCGAGAUGGACCGCGCGCUGGCGCUGGAGUCCGUCGCCGACGAGCCCUACAUCCAGAUGUUCCGCGACUUCUGCGUGGGGCGGAGGGAGUGCCUCAUCGACGAGCACUACCUGCCGACGCUGGUGAGCCUGCUGGGGUGGGGCCGCCGCAACGCCAACCGCACGCUCACGUACGCGGACUGGAAGCGGCCCGUCAACCGGCACCCGCACACCCACGGCGCCGACGAGGUGACGGAGGAGCGGAUCAGGGAGAUCAGGGAGGAAGGCGGCAGGCGCUGCUUCUACAACGGCGCCAGGAAGGGCAUCUGCAACCUGUUCGCGCGCAAGUUCUCGCCGGACACGCUCCAGCCGCUGCUCCGGCUGGCGCCCAAGGUCAUGGGGUUCGGGUGA